Molecule: messenger RNA, 2008 nt
Organism: Jatropha curcas
Lineage: Eukaryota; Viridiplantae; Streptophyta; Magnoliopsida; Malpighiales; Euphorbiaceae
Gene: IIL1
Product: isopropyl malate isomerase large subunit 1
Biological process (GO): amino acid biosynthetic process
Molecular function (GO): 3-isopropylmalate dehydratase activity; 4 iron, 4 sulfur cluster binding
Source: RefSeq, a predicted model, not a curated record
ACAAGGUAUCCUAAUUUACUAGCGGACCCGUGUGAUUCGUGCUCCGCAGCCGCCUCCAUUUUUCCGAGCAGCCAAACCAGCAAAAAGUCAUUAUUAGCUCUGCAGCUUUUCUCAUUCUCAACCAUCUUUCUUCGAAGUUUUUGACUAUCACCCUAAGUUUUGAUGGCUUCCUCUACCAUUUUCCCACCUUCCUCAUCCUUCAUCGCCAAUCAGAAGGAUCUAGGUCGCUCUGCUUUUUCUUCACCGUCAUCGCCAUUUUCUAUUCCCAAAUGCCGGAAAUCAAUCUCCAAGAAAAUUGUAUCAGUCAUGGCUCCUCAGCAAUCAGAACGCAGGCCUGCCACCACGGGCUCAGUGAAGACUGCAAUGACGAUGACAGAAAAAAUAUUGGCCAAGGCAUCUGAGAAGCCUCAGUUAAGUCCAGGUGAGAAUGUUUGGGUCAACGUUGAUGUCCUGAUGACUCAUGAUGUUUGUGGCCCUGGUUCUAUUGGUAUCUUCAAGAAAGAGUUUGGAGCUAAUGCUAAGGUAUGGGACCGCGAGAAAAUUGUCAUUAUACCAGAUCAUUACAUAUUCACUGCUGAUGAACGUGCAAACCGGAAUGUAGACAUAUUGAGGGACUUCUGCUAUGAGCAAAACAUAAAGUACUUCUAUGACAUCAAGGACCUUAGUAACUUUAAGGCUAACCCUGAUUAUAAAGGUGUAUGCCAUGUUGCACUUGCUCAAGAAGGUCAUUGCAGGCCAGGAGAGGUCCUUUUAGGUACUGACUCUCACACCUGCACUGCUGGAGCAUUUGGCCAAUUUGCUACUGGAAUUGGCAAUACUGAUGCGGGUUUUGUUUUAGGCACUGGGAAGUUGCUGCUCAAGGUGCCUCCAACUUUGAGAUUUGUAAUGGAUGGUGAAAUGCCUGAUUAUUUGCUUGCAAAGGAUUUGAUUUUACAGAUUAUUGGUGAAAUAUCUGUAGCUGGUGCAACAUAUAAAUCAAUGGAGUUUGUCGGCACAACUGUUGAGAGUUUAAAUAUGGAAGAGCGGAUGACAUUGUGUAACAUGGUUGUUGAAGCUGGGGGGAAGAAUGGGGUUGUCCCUGCUGAUAGCACUACAUUCAAGUACCUUGAGGAUAAGACAUCUGUGCCCUAUCAACCAGUUUAUAGUGAUGAGCAAGCAAGAUUUCUUUCAGAGUACAGAUUUGAUAUCUCAAAGUUGGAGCCAUUGGUUGCAAAGCCUCAUUCUCCUGAUAAUCGGGCUUUAGCAAGAGAAUGCAAAGAUGUCAAAAUAGACAGAGUGUACAUUGGAUCCUGUACUGGUGGAAAAACAGAGGAUUUUAUGGCUGCUGCCAAAGUUUUUCUAGCUUCAGGUAAAAAGGUCAAGGUUCCCACGUUUCUUGUGCCUGCAACCCAAAAGGUAUGGAUGGAUGUAUAUAGUUUACCAGUACCGGGGUCUGGUGGCAGGACUUGCUCCCAGAUUUUUGAAGAAGCUGGUUGUGACACACCUGCAAGUCCUAGUUGUGGUGCAUGCUUGGGAGGCCCCAAGGACACUUAUGCACGCAUGAAUGAACCAAUGGUUUGUGUGUCAACAACAAACCGAAACUUCCCUGGCCGUAUGGGUCACAGAGAGGGGCAGAUAUAUCUGGCCUCCCCCUACACAGCAGCAGCAUCUGCUUUGACUGGUUAUGUCACUGAUCCAAGAGAGUUCUUACAGUAGGUUUUUUAAUAUUUUGUUUAGCCUACGCAGUGUUGCAAAAUAAACUUAAAUGGCAGAGCCGAAGUAGAUACCUGAUUCUGUUAUUUUGAGAAGUAUAAGUUUGCAAAAUUUGAUGGUUGUUACUAAUUGGAAUGAAGAAUGUUUGCAAGAUGAAGCGUAACCUCCUGUCCUUUCUUUGCUUCAUGUAUUUUGCAUAUUAACUGCGACUGCUAGAGAAGCUCUCUAUGUUUUUUUCCUUCUUUUUUUUUUCAGUCAAGUUUUACUGGUAGGGAUAAUGCCCCACCAAAAUGAGAUUUUUGUUAUUAUUUUUUAA